AUGGUCGGGGUUCUGCGCACCUGUUUUACUCAGCACCCAAUGGUCUGCCAAGCAGUAGAGGCGGUAACGGAGCUCCCGGCCCCGCUCGCGGAGAAAUACGCACCCUUCCCGAUGGGUCCCGGCGUUCUGGAGCACGACAUAGCAGAUGGACACGGGGACGGCGUGUUUGGGGAUAACUUCAAGGGAAUCUUCAAGACCGCCAAUGAUUUUGGGGGAAAACCGAAGUACUUCGCCAUUUGGGACUACCCACCGCCACCCAAGGAGAUGCUGCGCUCUUUGGAGCGGCUCAAAGUAAAACGAGAUGCGCUGGACUUGGCACUCAACAAGGGCCCGGUUACCAGCGCGAAAAAAGCGAUGCACGGGACGCCAAAGGCACCCACAGGUCCAGUAGUUGAGGAGGAAGGAAACGUUGUUCCGAUGGGGAGCUAGUGCCCAUUCGAGAUUGAAUGUAGUCGGCAAUGAAGAAGAGAUAUGCCCUUGACUCGGGUGUCCACGAACACAGGAUCAAAGUUUACAGUCAAAACCUACCACCUUUGGAACCCGCACCAUGUGGUCCAAGUGAGCACGUGAGUGGCUAUAAUUUGGCUGUUCGCUAAACUUUCGAGAUGCCUGUCAAUCUUUCAAUUCGACGAAAGGGACCUGUAGCUGCUG
This is a messenger RNA of Amoebophrya sp. A120, 651 nucleotides long. The record is from the annotation of a GenBank genome assembly. NCBI's taxonomy places the organism in Eukaryota, Dinophyceae, Syndiniales, Amoebophryaceae.